This is a messenger RNA of Doryrhamphus excisus (bluestripe pipefish), 1378 nucleotides long. It is a transcript of the gene wars2, whose product is annotated as tryptophanyl tRNA synthetase 2, mitochondrial. Lineage: Eukaryota; Metazoa; Chordata; Actinopteri; Syngnathiformes; Syngnathidae. Gene Ontology annotation, cellular component: mitochondrion; mitochondrial matrix. Gene Ontology annotation, molecular function: ATP binding; tryptophan-tRNA ligase activity. The record is from RefSeq and is a predicted model, not a curated record. Gene Ontology annotation, biological process: mitochondrial tryptophanyl-tRNA aminoacylation.
GGACAUGAAAGAAGGUCAGCCCUGUGACGUCACAGCUUGCCGUUCCAAGAUGGCGCUGCCGGUGCGGGCUAAGCUAGUCCAUCACAUCAAACUAGCCAGGAGGUUUCUUCGCCACAAUCAAAGGUUUUUCUGCGAUGGAUCGUCGUCGGAAAAUAAGGAGUCUCCAGGCCAGGCCCGAGUCUUCUCUGGGAUCCAGCCCACCGGGGUGCCCCAUCUGGGCAACUACCUCGGUGCCCUGGUGAACUGGGUGUCCCUGCAGGACCAGUACCCGUCCGUGCUCUACAGCAUCGUGGACCUCCACUCCAUCACUCAGCCUCAGGACCCGGAACGGCUCAGGACCAACAUCCUGGACAUGGUGGCCAGCCUGCUUGCCUGCGGCAUCGACCCUGACAAGGCCGUCCUGUUCCAGCAGUCCCAGGUGCCCGAGCACGCCGAGCUUGCCUGGAUCCUCGGAUGCUUGACCAGCAUGCCCCGCCUCCGACACCUGCCCCAGUGGAAGAUGAAGAGCAGGCAGAGGAAUGAAGGCAGCGUUGGCCUCUACACGUAUCCCGUCCUGCAGGCGGCGGAUAUUCUUCUCUACAGGGCCACGCACGUCCCCGUCGGUGAGGACCAGAUCCAGCAUCUGGAGCUGGCCCAGGACCUGGCUCGCAUCUUCAACAACCGCUACGGGGCACUCUUCCCCGAGCCCCGCGCCUUGCUCGGCACCACACAAAAGGUCAAAUCCCUCCGCGACCCCUCGGUGAAAAUGUCCAAAUCCGACCCCCAGGCCAUGGCCGCCAUCGGCAUCACCGACUCCCCCGACGACAUCGCCCUGAAGAUCCGCCGCGCCGUCACCGACUUCACCUCCGAGGUGACCUACGACCCCGUGGCUCGGCCCGGCGUGUCCAACCUGGUGACCAUCCACGCCGCCGCCGCCGGCAUCGGCGUGGAUGAGGCGGUGACGCGGGCCGCGGGCGCCGACACGGCCGCCUACAAGGCCAUGGUGGCCGAGGCCGUCAUCCAGCGGCUGGCGCCCAUACGGGAGGAGGUGCUCAGGCUCAGGGAGGAGCGUCCUCACCUGGAGGCCGUGCUGGACGCCGGACGGCGCCGGGCUCGCCGGCUGGCCACGCCCACUCUGCAGGAGGUCCGACGGAGGCUCGGCUUCUCUUGACAAGACCACAACGUUCUUCCGAUCCGAACUCUCAUCCUGUCUCCGCUCUUACAGGAAGGACUUUUAUACUUUGGAAUUAUAUUGAAGGACGGAUCAUGGCCGCAUUCCCACUUUUAUUAAAACCUGUCAAUCAGGAAUUGCUUUCAACUUUGGUCUACUUUUCCUCAUAUUUACCAUAUUUACUUCACAGAAACAAUACCAGCGUAUUUACUGGACAACUCACUGGUA